Molecule: messenger RNA, 1117 nt
Organism: Oncorhynchus gorbuscha (pink salmon)
Lineage: Eukaryota; Metazoa; Chordata; Actinopteri; Salmoniformes; Salmonidae
Product: kelch domain-containing protein 1-like
Exons: 9
Coding region: 3-722 (239 amino acids)
Molecular function (GO): protein binding
Source: RefSeq, a predicted model, not a curated record
UCAUGGAUGACCAAAGCUUCAUCGUGGACACGGCAUCAUUGGAGCAGAACGUUGGUUGGGGAUGGAACAAUGAAGUGCACGUUUUUGAUACAACACUAGCCAGCUGGAGGGAACCACAGAGCUCUGGUCGUGCUCCUGCCCCCAGAGCUGCCCAUGCAGGUGCAACACUUGGUCAUAAAGGGUAUGUCUAUGGGGGCAGAUUACUGGAAACCACACCAAGUGACAUUCAUUGUCUAGAUCUAGAAUCAUGGACAUGGUCUGAAAUAGUACCAACAUCCACUGUGCCAGGGGGAAGGUCGUGGCACAGCCUCACUGCAGUAUCUGAUAACACUUUGUUUCUAUUUGGUGGACUGAAUGUGGACUGCAAACCAAUGAGUGAUAGAUGGGUUUUAGAUGUUGACACAAAGACAUGGAGGGAGUUUGACCAUCCAAACAACAACAAACCAAGGUUGUGGCACACAGCAAGCCAAGCAAAGGACUCUGACGUCGUUGUGUUUGGGGGUAGUUGUGACUACGUCCUCCUAGUAGGAACGUAUGAGAAUUUGACGGGCCACAGCAACGAUGCACUUGUUUUCCAGACCCAGCCUUAUCCUCUCUUUCGGAUAUGUGUGGACUGCAUAGCAAAGAAUGUGAAUAACUUCAAGAUGCUUCAAAACCAGCUUCCAUCUCUGCCCCGGAAACUACUGGAAGCUGUACAGAGGAGAACAUCCAGAAUUAUAUAAUACAUAUAGUGCAUUCAGAAAGUAUUCAGACACGUUUCCCCCAUUUUGUUAUGUUACAGCCUUAAUCUAAAAUGGAUUAAAUUGUUUUUUCCCCCUCAUCAAUCUACACACAAUAACCCAUAAUGACAAAGCAAAAAUAGGUUUUUAGACAUUUUUGAAAAUGUAUAAAACAUAUUUUUUUGUGAAAUAUCACAUUUCCGAAAGUAUUCAGACCCUUUACUCAGUACUAUGUUAAAGUAAUUUUGGUAACGAUUACAGUCUCGAGUCUUAAUUGGGUAUGACGCUACAAGCUUGGCACACCUGUAUUUGGGGAGCUUCUCCCAUUCCUCUCUGCAGAUCCUCUCAAGCUCUGUCAGGUUGAAUGGGGAACGCCUCUGCACAGCUAUUUUCAGGUC